AUGCAGUGCUGUCCUGCGGUGCCCGGUCGCGACGGUUUGGCCACGCGAUAUUAUUCCGGUUGGCAACAGGUCAACCAUCUCGCUGGAGUAUUCUGGCGUCGUUGGAUAAGGGAAUAUCUGCUAACGUUGCAGGUGCGUACCAAGUGGCUCAGAGCAAGUCAAGAAUUGGAACGAGGGAACUUAGUUCUGGUUUCUGGUGAGAACCUGCCUCGAGUAGUGGAUAGUUGUGAGGCGAGCCCAGAUAAAUUAGUGAGAACCCUGCAUGUUAGAACGGCGGUCGGAGUUCUUAAGAGAGAUGCUGGAAAGGGGUAUUUACUGGAGGGAUGCGAUUGUGCUUCUACUCCAUCGAAGUCGGCACUUGUGGCAGGAGUGGACUCUGACCAUUGGUUUCGAAACCCAGCUCCGACUUUGUUUUUCCUACCCGGAGGUUCUGGUAUUACGCGUCACUCGAAGAUACCGUUCGACCGUUACAGAUAUCGUGUGGCUUAA
Opisthorchis viverrini is the source of this 489-nucleotide messenger RNA. RefSeq lists its product as hypothetical. The transcript has 3 exons. The record is from RefSeq and is a predicted model, not a curated record. NCBI's taxonomy places the organism in Eukaryota, Metazoa, Platyhelminthes, Trematoda, Opisthorchiida, Opisthorchiidae. The coding region runs from base 1 to 489 and encodes 162 amino acids.